UCAAGAAAUGUGCACACGGCUCUAGAUUAUACUCCUAAUAUAAAAUAGGCGUGCAAUAUUCCAGUCAGCGUACAGUAAACAGUGAAAAACCGGUCAGUGUUUUAAAAGCUUUCGAAGUAACCAAAACAUUAUACAGUUAUCAUGAGUCAAGCCGAAGGAGCCUGCUGCAGGAAGGAGCAAGUCAGCUGCAAAUGCUCAGAUUCCGGCAAAUGCGGCCAAAGUUGCAAAUGUGACAACUGCAUAUGUUGCUCAACCGAGAAGAACUGUUGCAGCACUAAUUGCAUAUGCUGCAAGUCCGAUGACGCUUGCUCCAAGAAACCGGGGGACGCUUGCUGCGAGAAGACUGAUGAUGCUCGCUGCAUUUGCAAAUGCACUAAUUGCAUAUGCUGCAAGUCCGAUGACGCUUGCUGCAAGAAACCGGAGGACGCUUGCUGCAAGAAGACUGAUGAUGCUUGCUGCAUUUGCGAAUGCACUAAUUGCAUAUGCUGCAAGUCCGAUGAUGCCGGCUGCAAGGAACCGGACGACGCUUGCUGCAAGAAGCUUGAUUAUGCUUGCUGCAUUUGUAAAUGCACUAAUUGCAUAUGCUGCAAGUCCGAUGACGCUUGCUCCAAGAAACCGGGGGACGCUUGCUGCGAGAAGACUGAUGAUGCUCGCUGCAUUUGCAAAUGCACUAAUUGCAUAUGCUGCAAGUCCGAUGACGCUUGCUGCAAGAAACCGGAGGACGCUUGCUGCAAGAAGACUGAUGAUGCUUGCUGCAUUUGCGAAUGCACUAAUUGCAUAUGCUGCAAGUCCGAUGAUGCCGGCUGCAAGGAACCGGACGACGCUUGCUGCAAGAAGCUUGAUUAUGCUUGCUGCAUUUGUAAAUGCACUAAUUGCAUAUGCUGCAAGUCCGAUGACGCUUGCUCCAAGAAACCGGGGGACGCUUGCUGCGAGAAGACUGAUGAUGCUCGCUGCAUUUGCAAAUGCACUAAUUGCAUAUGCUGCAAGUCCGAUGACGCUUGCUGCAAGAAACCGGAGGACGCUUGCUGCAAGAAGACUGAUGAUGCUUGCUGCAUUUGCGAAUGCACUAAUUGCAUAUGCUGCAAGUCCGAUGACGCCGGCUGCAAGGAACCGGACGACGCUUGCUGCAAGAAGCUUGAUUAUGCUUGCUGCAUUUGUAAAUGCACUAAUUGCAUAUGCUGCAAGUCCGAUGAUGCUUCCUGUGAGAAACCAGAGAACGCUUGCUGCAAGAAGACUGAUGAUGCUCGCUGCAUUUGCAAAUGCACUAGUUGCAUAUGCUGCAAGUCCGAUGGCGCUUGCUGCAAGAAACCGGAGGACGCUCGUUGCAAGAAGACUGAUGAUGCUUGCUGCAUUUGCGAAUGCACUAAUUGCAUAUGCUGCAAGACCGAUGACGCCUGCAGCAAGGAAUCGGACGAUGCUGGCUGCAAGAAGACUGAUGAAGCUUGCUGCAUUUGCAAAUGCACUAAUUGCAUAUGCAGCAAGACCGAUGACGCCUGCAGCAAGGAAUCGGACGAUGCUGGCUGCAAGAAGACUGAUGAAGCUUGCUGCAUUUGCAAAUGCACUAAUUGCAUAUGCUGCAAGUCCGAUGACGCUUGCUCCAAGAAACCGGGGGACGCUUGCUGCGAGAAGACUGAUGAUGCUCGCUGCAUUUGCGAAUGCACUAAUUGCAUAUGCUGCAAGUCCGAUGACGCCGGCUGCAAGGAACCGGACGACGCUUGCUGCAAGAAGCUUGAUUAUGCUUGCUGCAUUUGUAAAUGCACUAAUUGCAUAUGCUGCAAGUCCGAUGAUGCUUCCUGUGAGAAACCAGAGAACGCUUGCUGCAAGAAGACUGAUGAUGCUCGCUGCAUUUGCAAAUGCACUAGUUGCAUAUGCUGCAAGUCCGAUGGCGCUUGCUGCAAGAAACCGGAGGACGCUCGUUGCAAGAAGACUGAUGAUGCUUGCUGCAUUUGCGAAUGCACUAAUUGCAUAUGCUGCAAGACCGAUGACGCCUGCAGCAAGGAAUCGGACGAUGCUGGCUGCAAGAAGACUGAUGAAGCUUGCUGCAUUUGCAAAUGCACUAAUUGCAUAUGCUGCAAGACCGAUGACGCCUGCAGCAAGGAAUCGGACGAUGCUGGCUGCAAGAAGACUGAUGAAGCUUGCUGCAUUUGCAAAUGCACUAAUUGCAUAUGCUGCAAGUCCGAUGACGCUUGCUCCAAGAAACCGGGGGACGCUUGCUGCGAGAAGACUGAUGAUGCUUGCUGCAUUUGUAAAUGCACUAAUUGCAUAUGCUGCAAGUCCGAUGAUGCUUCCUGUGAGAAACCAGAGAACGCUUGCUGCAAGAAGACUGAUGAUGCUCGCUGCAUUUGCAAAUGCACUAGUUGCAUAUGCUGCAAGUCCGAUGGCGCUUGCUGCAAGAAACCGGAGGACGCUCGUUGCAAGAAGACUGAUGAUGCUUGCUGCAUUUGCGAAUGCACUAAUUGCAUAUGCUGCAAGACCGAUGACGCCUGCAGCAAGGAAUCGGACAAUGCUGGCUGCAAGAAGACUGAUGAAGCUUGCUGCAUUUGCAAAUGCACUAAUUGCAUAUGCUGCAAGACCGAUGACGCCUGCAGCAAGGAAUCGGACGAUGCUGGCUGCAAGAAGACUGAUGAAGCUUGCUGCAUUUGCAAAUGCACUAAUUGCAUAUGCUGCAAGUCCGAUGACGCUUGCUACAAGGAAAUGGACGACGCUUGCUGCAAAAAGACGGACGUUGCUUGCUGCUAG
This is a messenger RNA of Harmonia axyridis, 2739 nucleotides long. Its product is annotated as balbiani ring protein 3-like. Bases 142 to 2739 code for a protein of 865 amino acids. The transcript is spliced from 2 exons. NCBI's taxonomy places the organism in Eukaryota, Metazoa, Arthropoda, Insecta, Coleoptera, Coccinellidae. The record is from RefSeq and is a predicted model, not a curated record.